AAUUGAGUCACAUCCUGGAGCAGGUCUCUGUGUUUUUAGGCUCCUUUAUCUUUCACUCCACAGAAAAGGGACAUAUUUCAUGUUAUUUUAUCCUGACCCUCUUUUUCGUGUUUUUUCUGUUUGGGAGAGGGGCUGUGGGGCCCAGGUUUUUCCAACAAAAAUCAUUUUAUUUUAAGCUUCAGCAUUACCUAUAACAGUGGAUGGGAGGACCUUGUUUGGGUUUUUCUGAGCUGCAGUUGUAUUUUCUGGAAGCGGAUAUGGGCCCGGGUUUUGCUCCACAGAUGGGUCUUUCAGAAGCCGACGCGCUGCAGCCGCGCUGCUUCAGAUGAGGUGCGCCGCUCAGGUUCUUGUCGGGAGGAUUUGCGACAUGGGCUGAGCUCCUGUGAUGACUCUGUUCUCCUGAAAGCUGCUCAGACAAGCGAAGAUGGACGACGGGAAGCGGAGACGGAUAAAGCUUUAAGUUUUGGGGACUUGCAGGAAUUUACUUUUUUUUACGCACAGAGCGCACACACCGGCACGGCAUUUCGGCGCAGAAACUGGAACUACUCGCAGAUAUUUUUACGAAACAGCAGACGCGUGGAUGAAAGGGGUUUACACUUAAAAUAUCAGAAGUCCAAAGAGUUAAAGGGGCUAUGUUUUUCGUGUUUACUGGCUUUGAUCAACGCAGCUGAUUAGAAGUGGACACCGAACUCUCCAAAGUUACUUUGCGCGCACGUUGCCUUGCAUCUGGUUCGGAGACGCAGCCUCUCCGCCGUUCUGGGAGCACCUAUCUUGGUUUGACCUCCUCUUCGGACCAUGUGGUUCUCUUGCCUCCCGCUGCUUCUGAUGCUGCUCCGGUUCUCCGGUGUGCUGCUGCUGGUGGAGGGGAUCAACACGUGCCAGUCCAUCAACCUGGAGGCGCAGAAGUCCCGGCGCAUCGAGGCGGUCCGCGGACAAAUUCUCAGCAAGCUCCGCAUCCGCAGUCCGCCGGACGACGAUGACGACGACCCUCCGUCAAGCUCCGUACCCCCGGAGGUCAUGCUGCUCUAUAACAGCACACGGGAGCUGAUGAAGGAGCGCGCGCGGCUGGCCGAGUCUGCGUGCGAGCGCGAGAGCAGCGAGGAGGACUAUUACGCCAAAGAGGUGCAGAGGAUUGACAUGCUACCCCCCCGCACCGACUCAAACACCGUGCAACCUGCAACACCCAGCCCCUAUUACAGAGUCGUCCAAUUUGACGUCGGUGGGGUCGAUCUGAUCAACAGCACCCUGGUCAAAGCUGAGUUCAGGAUCUUCAGAGCUCCCAACCCGCAGGCUCGGGCCUCGGAGCAGAGAGUGGAGCUUUAUCAGCUACUGAGACCAGAGGAGGACAGCACCUCCACCCAGCGCUACAUCGACUCCCGCACCGUUCAGCCCAGAGCUAAAGGAACCUGGAUCUCUGUGGACGUCACAGAGACCAUUAAAGACUGGGUGUCGGACCCAGAGAACAACCUUGGCCUGAAGCUGGGCGUGCACUGUCCCUGCUGCACCUUCGUCCCGUCCACCAACAACAUCGUUCCCAACAAGAGCGAGGAGCUGGAGGCGCUGUUCGCUGGUGUGGACGAUGAGAGGCUUCGUCAACUGAGAAAACCAGGUCAGAUUAAAGGUCAGGCAGACUUCAGCACCAAGACACCACACCUCAUCCUCACCCUGCUGCCCAGUGACAGAGUGGACAACCUAGCCAAGAAGAGCCGAAAGAAGAGGGCUGCCGCCACAGACACCACAACCUGCUCCCGUGGCUCAGAUCAGGGCUGCUGUCUGCGCUCACUCUACAUCGACUUCAGGCGUGACCUCAACUGGAAGUGGAUCCACGAGCCCAAAGGUUACAAGGCCAAUUUCUGCGCCGGCAACUGUCCGUACCUCUGGAGUGUCAACAACCACUACAACAUGAUCCUGCCUCUGUACAACAAGCUGAACCCAGAGGCCUCAGCGUCGCCCUGCUGUGUCCCUCAGGACCUGGAGCCCCUCACCAUCAUGUACUUCGUAGGCCGAACACCACGCGUGGAGCAACUCUCCAACAUGGUCGUCAAAUCCUGCAAGUGCCGCUGAGUGGAGUGAAGAACACUCCUCUGGGAGGGAUCCUCAGCUCACUACACUUCACUGACUGAUCACCUUUUUGGCAGACACGCUAUCUGAAUCAGAUGUCAGGGUUUUUUUUUUGUUUUUUUUUUUACAGUCAUGAAAGCUUCUCUUCUUCAUUCUCUGGAACUUUCCAUUUGAUAUAGGACCCUGUAAAUAUGUCAGCACUGCUUCAUCAAACCAGUGCUUGAGCAUAAAAACCUAAAAACAAAAAGGUGUUGUGUGAUUUGGCCACAUUUUAGUCCAUCUGCUGAAAAAAAGCAUCUGUUUUGUCAAGAUUCUGAGUGUGCCUGGAUAGCCGUGGGCAGCGGAGCACGCCAGACGUGAGCCUCUUUGCUUUAGGGUUAAAGGUGUUGAUUUGAAGGAGGCGGUGAGACGAGCCAUUCAGACUCAGAUGCAAGAAGUGAAGGAGGAAGGGAACAGAUAGAAAAAGAGGUAGAGACCGUGUCCAGGCGGAGGCUGUGCCAGCUCUUUGCGGUCCCGAGGCUGAAAUCUGCCCGGCGUAAACAGGAUGUGAAAGGUUUCCAGACACAGACCCGACCACUCACAGAACGCCAGAUUUAAACACUCCCCUCAUCUUUUCUCCCUUUCUCUCCCUCUUUCUGUGUUACUCGAGGUUCUGGGACUUGUGGUGGGAGGAAAGGGAGAAAAGAGAGGCUUUGAAAAUGAGACGUGGGAUGAUAGGGCUGUAUUUGGAACAGCUAUACGUUUGGAAGGUGGUACUUUACAGUCUUGGCAAAUUUGUAACUAUUUGGGUCUGGCUCGUACAUUAUAUAAUCACACUCAGGCUCUUUUAUUUUUCUUGCUGCGGUGUGCAUUCAUUAUCUUAUUGCAGAAAAGCUGUUGACCCAUUGCUCAUCCUGUGCUGUGAUUAUAUUUUGUCAUACCUGUGUUUACCACCAGCCUUUCUACACCCAGCCAUCCACACAGAGCACUUUUGAUAGAACGUCUAAAAUGCUAGGAAUAAAAAACAUCCCCGGGGCUGAUUUUAAAUAUAGCUUCUCUGGUAUGCCAGUGGUUUGUGUAUGAGAAGGAGACGGGGUGUGUUUAAUGUGUGUGUGUGUGUGGCAAAUGAGGUCAUGCGUGAAAGCACAGAAAUGAUUCCUUAAGUUUUAUUGUGAGUUUCAUUGUGAUUGUGUUUAAAUACGUCUGCAGGAGAUGUUCCCUUUGUGACCCGACUAAAAGUAAGAUGUGGACUUUUUUUUGUUUGGGUGUUUAUAAAAACCUGGGUGACAAUAAAGUUUCAGUUCAACAGGAAGUAUUCCGAUCAUGACAAAUACAAGGCUACCACAACAACAACUAGCUAGCUAUAAUUGUAUUAAGCAAGCCAGUGGUUUCCAUGAGUUUACUGAAGUUGAACCACCGCCAGGCUUUAAAAGGCCUGGCUGUAAAUUGUGUAACUGGAUCCCUCAAACAUUAUUCUGGUUAACACUUUGUGCAACAGCUGUUCUAAAUGUGUGUACAGAGUCAAUUAAAGACCUUAUUUCCCAUUUAAAUGACUUAAUUACUUUCCAUAGAUUUUACUCUAUGAAAUCUGUUGCCUCAACUUAAAACCUAUUUAAAGGCCAAGUUCACUGAGAAACUGUUUUUUUUUACUUGUUAUAACUCAGUCAUUCAGAGUUUCACAUGCAGGUCAAAUAUGAAAACAAUCUUUUUUUAGCUGUAUACGUCUUUGAUCCUCUUUGAGAAACAUUUUUGGUGCAUUUGACCCAUACUUGCAUUAGUAAGGAGCAGGGGUCUGAUUUGCAUUGCUCCUGGGAGAAACUUUGGGGGUUGGCAUCUUUCCCAAGGAUGCUUCUAGGGAUCAAUCCUAUGACCUUUGAAUCUUGGGACAACCGCUCACCCUGUUCAGCCAUGGUCGCCCCAUUCUACCCUUAUUUCAUGCAUUAGCUGCUGAAAGAAAUUAGAUGGGGAAAUGCCCAGGUCAGAAAAGCCAUUCAGAUCUAUCUCACACUGAAAAUUGGCAUAUAAGGACUCACCCAUCUCCACCGUGUGAUGGGGAAGGCUAUUACUGGUUUAUCAUCUAGGAAAGAGCAGAGCACAUCUCGGCUAGUAGAAGCUAACCGUUACCAUUAGCAACUCCAUGACCCAGCAGAACUCCUCCAGGCUUGGUUAUUUGCAGACAUAAUACAUCAAUGCUGCAAAGCAAACAGACUCAGUGGUAGAGUCACAUUGCUGUUAGCCAAUCAGAGGCAAGAUGUCUGACUAUCAGGAAAUAAGACUCUAAAUCCUGUCGUCUUCUGCCCACCUCUCCUCUGGUUCACAUCUAGUUCCUGAAACAGGAGCGCCAUAGCUUUGUUUCCUACAGAGAUCAGCUAUGUUUAUACAAGAGACUGCUGCAAAUGUGUUGGAAAAACAAAUGAACUUGUCAAAGAAACUGAAAAAUAUCAAAGAUUUGCAGUUCCUGAUGAUCACUGCGUAAAGUACACAAAUGCAUAUUAUUGGCCAAAAUUCUAAACAAAAACAACAAGAAGUGUUUCCUUCUGUGUUGUGAACAAAUAAAAUCUUCUUGUUGUAGAUAGCUUUUUAGUACAACCUCAGUUUGAAGAAAUAAAGAGUAGUGCAGGCAAGGCAGAUAAGCUAACAGAUAAAAUCUAAUGUAACAUGAUUGCAGUAAGUGCGGUUACAUGCAUUACAUCCAUGUGGAUCUUAUUGUAAUAAGCUGGGAGUCUUUAUCCUAGUUCACAGAUGCAUUAGAAAACCGGCCUCUCAAUUAAAGUUCGUUCCACUCCAGUACAGUAGGUGGCGACAUGCCCCUUUUCAUACUCAUUCCUCCUGUUAGCCACACAACACAAGCAGUGUGACAAUGAUCUUGUCAGGAGACCACUUUCGUGGUGUUGUCACUUCUGGAACGCGAGCGUAGUUUGGCUAACCCGUCAGCUUAUAGCAACACCAGCAGUAAACAAAAGCUGGUGGGAGUGAAGCAGAUGGAAUUGAAACAGGAUAUGCACAAUGGCUAAAGGAAUGUACAAAAACGCUGCAGCACAGCUUAUUUGGUAUGUUCAUGUGUGUUCCUUUGUGAUGAUGGUCUUGUCACAAGACCACUUCAGCUGUCUCGUCACUUCCGGAAUGCGGGCGUCCUACCGGUUUAUUUCGACUGACCUGUUUUCAUGCAGGAUGCAAUUGGAUUGCUACCACAUUAUUUUGGUGCUUCAGCUCGAUUAGAACCAGUCCACCUUUAGCCAGACUAACACGUUUACAUGCAAUUAAAAAACUGACAUGAGUCUUUUUGGGGCAAUACGUCGGUUUUCUGAAGUUCAUGUAAACACACUAGCUGUAAGUAAGAAGCAGAACACCAACUUUUAGCUCUGGAAGCUAGAAGUGCUAAAGCUAACUAGCUGUGCUGCUAAUUUCUCCUCCAAAUAAUCACAAGAGCAUAUGUAACAACAGUGAAAUGUAUGGCUGUGUAAAGGUUCAUGUAAUGUUCACAUAUACUCUUGACAUUUCAUUUGAAACUGGCCCCACAUUUUUACCUGUGGUUAGCUUGUGAUUCUACCAGUACUAGUUAAUGUCUCACCAAACUAAAGUUGUUCAAAAUUAAUUGACAACAGUUAAGCUAACAAUUUGAGUUUUAAAAUGAAAUUAUUUUUCAUCUGUCUUUACAAAAGAGGUCGACAUGUGUAUCUGAACUGUCUCUGGUGUCAGAGUACUUUAGCAGUAAACUUGUUUUUCUGUGGCACAAUGAAACUGCUUUUUCACUGUGUGUGUGUGUGUGCGUGCGUGUGUGUGUGUGUGUUGAGGGGGUGUCAGUGCUUCAGCUGUGGUGAGGCUCCUUCCCCCCAUGAGUAAACUAGCCCCAGCAUCUGUUAGUCUUUUCCAUUUAACUACCCCUUACUACGUCCAACCUGUACUUAUCCCACGACACAGCUCCUUGUUGUUCUGCCUCACACUGGUUCCUUAUGUCCUUGGGAGACACAAAUACUCUGGAUAUUGACCCCCACGCUUUAACUUUUGCACGCACACCCUUCUCCCUUCAUAGACUGUGUCUGUGCCUUUAACCUUGAGUGACUGCGUAAAGCCCUUGGGCAUGGAGAGCACACCCAUACGUACAAACAUACAUACGCUGUGAUGUGGGUCUGGUUCUCAAUAGGUCAGCCAACCUCCUACCUGCCUAAAAUGUAAAAGAGCCUUUUGAUAGAAGAUGUAAGACAUCAGAAAUGAACAGAGGGUAGUUUUUCGUACGUUGUACACUGGUUUCAUCUCCCAUUACAGGUUUGGAGAUGACUUCAGGCUGAAGUCAUUCAGCCAGCUAAACUAAAAUACAACUCUCAGGGAAACAGGACACCAUAAACACACAAUAGAGAAGCAGAAUGAAAGACAAACGUUAACAGAUGAAAUGACCUGUGACCUCAGGGCUACAGAAGCUGUGCUCUUUAGUUGCCCUUGAGCUGGGAUGCUAAAACUGCAACAUCCUCCUUUUUUACAGUAUCAACCCCUGCUUCAAGUCCUGAUACACAACACCUGCUGUCAGAGUCGGACGGGCAAACUCUGUUCUUCGUCCUAAUGUGUGUGUACAGUACAGGCCAAAUGUUUGGACACACCAUCUCAUUCAAUGUGUUGUUUUUAUUUUCAUGACCAUUUACCUUGGUAAAUUCUCACUGAAGGCAUCAAAACUAUGAAUGAACACAUGUGGAGUUAUGUACUUAACCAAAAAAGGUGAAAUAACUGAAAACAUGUUUUAUAUUCUAUUUUCUUCUAAAUAGCCACCCUUUGCUCUGAUUACUGCUUUACACACUCUUGGCAUUCUCUUAAUGAGCUUCAAGAUGUAGUCACCUGAAAUGUUUUUCCAACAGUCUUGAAGGAGUUCCCAGGAGUGUUUAGCACUUGUUGGCUCCUUUGUAAAUGGUCAUGGUCAUGAAAAUAAAGAAAACACACUGAAUGAGAAGGUGUGUCCAAACUUUUGGCCUGUACUGCACUUGCUCAGCUAUCCUACGUAGGACCAGAACUAGCAUUAUCACUAAUCUUCUGAAGACCGAUGGGUCAUUUUAGGACCAAAACCCGGUACUAAUAUGGUGGACCCCCUGUUUUAGUCUUAGGGGUGAGGUUUAGAGGUAAUAUGUGAAUUACGUUUUUGUUACAGUUAAGAUUAGAAAUACACUAGGUAGGGUUAGGGUCUGGGUUAGGCAUAAAUGCAGUAACUAAAAUUAAUGGAAGUCAAAACAAAGUCCUAAAAUGGAUAGAAAAAUGAACUUGUGUGUGUGUGUGUGUGUGUGUGUGUGUGUGUGGGUGAUUACUACCACUAAGUGUGUGUUUUCUUAUUUUUUAGUACAUUUUCCUGUCUAAUGUGUUUGGUUUGUGCCCUUUUCCUGUUCUCUUAAGGCAGAUUGCCGCCCUUCCUGUGGUUGAUUCUGCAAGUUUAUUUUCCUGUUAACAAAAGGUUCUCCUGCUGGUGCCAGCUCUAACGGAGGGAGACCUCAGCCUCGGCCCAUCGUUAAACGUGUUACAGCCUAGAAGGCAGAGGGUAGCUGAGUCACUCAAACAGUUUUCUGGCUGAAAGUGCCCACCAACCUCUGUUAGCUUUAGUUAGCUCAGUCAUAACUAUCGGCUCCAGUCUGACAUAUGUCAAUCAUCUGCCUUCACCCUCACAGCCCCAUUCUCAGCUCCAUUUUUGUGUUUCCCAUGAGUGACGGGACACAUUGUCACACCCUGUCCUGUCUCCCCGUUUUGGUUCAGCCUUAUGUCUCGUUUAUUGCUCCCACCUGCCUCUCGUUUCCCAAUCACCUUAGCUCCCUGCCCUCGUGUAUUUAGGCCCCUUCUGUUCUGUGUCUUGUGUCGGUCCAUUGUUUCAUUGUCCAGCGUGUGUCGAAUAAAUCAGUGUUAGAAGUUCUCA
Messenger RNA from Nothobranchius furzeri (turquoise killifish), 7924 nucleotides. The record is from RefSeq and is a predicted model, not a curated record. NCBI's taxonomy places the organism in Eukaryota, Metazoa, Chordata, Actinopteri, Cyprinodontiformes, Nothobranchiidae.